Musca domestica (house fly) is the source of this 3384-nucleotide messenger RNA. RefSeq names its product FK506-binding protein 5 (gene sals). Lineage: Eukaryota; Metazoa; Arthropoda; Insecta; Diptera; Muscidae. Gene Ontology annotation, molecular function: actin binding. The transcript is spliced from 10 exons. The record is from RefSeq and is a predicted model, not a curated record. The coding region runs from base 358 to 3204 and encodes 948 amino acids.
CUACAAAUGAAAACUCACAUGAAAAUUAUUCAGUGGCUGACUGAUGAGGUUGGUCAAUUUUUCAAAAUCAGUUCAGUUUAGAUCGUGGAACGAAUUUGUGUCUGAAGAAAAUCUCUCGAAAUAGUGAAUGAAAAAUAAAAUUUUGAACCAAAAAAUAGAUAACGAAAAAAAAAAUUCUGCAACGAAUCUCGAAAAAUAAGUGAAGUGAAAAUAUGUUUCAUAAGUGAGUUCAAAAAACCAAAGAAAAACAAUUUUUUUGCCCAGAAAACGAAGUCUAAACGAGUAAAAUAGAGAGACGAACCAGAAACCAAAGACCGCCACCGAAUCGACAAGUUACUACUACGACAAGACAACAUUAUGCCCUUUGUUGCCCCCAAGACAACAACGACGACACCAUCCUCCACCAGAAGCUCAUUUCGACCACCAUGGGUCAAGGAGGAUGGUGGCUCUGUGCUGAAGCCAGUUAACAAGACCUCAGUGCCCUGGGCCAAAAAGCCCAGCGAACUGGCAGCGGCCUCCUCGGCCAAGGACACCAACAACGACAAAACCACAACGACGACUAGCAACAGUAUUUUGAAGAAAACACCCACAAAUUUGAAGACCUCCACAAACAAUGCUGAACCCAAAAAGCCCUUGGAAACCAAUAAUAAGGUCAGCGAGCCGGCCAAGAAACUUGGUGUCAAUGCCAUCAAGAAAGAACCCGUUUCCGCGCUCAAGAAACCCUCAGCCACAAGCACAAAUUCCAAAGUUUCCACAUUGAACAGAAAAAAGGAACCCACACCUCCCUCAUCUUCUUCCGAGGAGGAAGAAGAAGAAGAGGAGGAGGAGGAAGAAACUGAGGAAGAGGAAACCGAAGAAGAGGGAUCCGAGGAAGAAGAAGAGUCCGAAGAAGAGGAAUCCGAGGAAGAGGAAUCCGAGGAAGAAGAAUCCGAAGAAGAGGACACCUCCAAAAACAAAAAACCCACACCCACAACAAACAACAACAAACCCAACUCCACUCCCUCAACGGCCGUCAAGAAACCCGCCACCCCUGCCAGCAAAACUCCCGCCCCCACCACCAAAAAGGACAACGAAGAAGAAAGUGAGUUAAAACGCCGCUUUUCCAUUGAAAAACCCAAACUUCGCCCCGUUGUCAUCAAACGUGAUAAGUCGAUGAAAAAAAUCGAUGACGACGACGAAGCCGUCGAAGGUGAAACCGAAGAGGAUCGCGAACGUAGAUUACGUUUCAAAUUAGAGAAACCCAAACUUAGGCAUGUCAAGCGCGAAGAGAAACCCUUGCCCAGUAAGAGCAGUGAGAAUGUUCUCAAAAUACGACCGGUGCUCAAGAAAGUGCCCAAGGUCGAUGAAAUACUCAAGGAACCGAAAGAAGAGCCCAAACCCGAAUUCAAAACGAAAACAUUGCGUAAAACGCCCUCCAUAAAACGUGAGCCCAGCAUCAAGAAUGUUCCUGCACCUCCACCAUUGCCCUCGCUGGUGCCCAAGGCUCCACCACCACCACCGCCACCAUUGGGAGCCGCUGGGGAUAAGAAGUUAACGGAAGCCCAGAAACAGGCAUUGGAGAAACUGAAAAAACGGCCGCGACAUCGCCCCGAUUGGUCCGAAAUGAUGAAGGAAGUAGAAAGCGGCAAAAAACUGCGUCAUGUGGAAUGCAAUGAUAGAUCUCAACCCAUACUUACAUGCAAAUCCAUGACCAAGGUGGACAACAAGUUCAUCUAUGAAACAGAAAAGGAAAAUUCCCACAACAAGUUGUUGCAACAAAUCCAGUCGGGUGUACGGUUAAAGCCAACCCAGACCAAUGAUCGUAGUAAGCCAUUCAUUGAGGGUCUGCGCAAAUUCCGGCGUCAAAUGACAAUUGAGGAACAGUUGCAAAAGUCCCAGUCUAAAAUAAAUAUGUUGGCAAAUGCUGCCAGUGGUGCGGCAUUGGCUGGGGAUGCCACCGAUGGUGCGGCCUCAGUUACUGCCAGCAGUCUGUCACGAGCCGGUAGUAUUGUCUCUGCCCUAUUGGAUGGUUCCAGCGGCGAUGAAUUGGAUGACAUUGACAAGAUUCGUGAUGAUCUGCAGAGUACGAAGCAAAUGUUGGCCCUUGAGCUACGUAAUCGUGAGGCUCAAGAGAGAGAAAACAAGAAGUUGUUAGCCAAAAUUGCCACCCUUGAGGCUGAAUUGGAACGUGAAAAGUCAAGAGAGAAAACUUUGGAAUAUGGCUCAAGAAUUAUUGUGGCCACAAUGGAAACCACACCGGCCUCCGAAGAGGCCUAUGUUAAUUCACUGAAAAAGGAGGCCGAAGAAUCAAAGAAAACCUCAAAAGAUUUGGAAAGUAAGUAUUUGGAGACGAGUGAAAUGUUGGACCAGGCCAAGAGCGAGAUAGAAGAACAGAAACGCCAGAUACAGGCGCUCGAAAGAAAGUUGGCUCAAGCAUUGCAGGGUACAUGCCCCCGCUGCCAUUAUAAUAUUACAGCCCAAAAUGAUUACUAUUAUGCUUAUGAUGAAAAUGAUUAUGAAACGCAUUCAUAUUACAAUCAUAAUGGUAUACAUAAGGGAGGCUAUGACUCUAGACGGCCUAGCGAUGCCCUCAAUGGCAUGGAUAGUCCACCUGAAUUUGAGCCAGAAAGCGAAAGUGAUCCUGACGAGCCCGAAGAGAAGAAGAUUGCCAGACGUGAACGACGUCUCAAUAAGGAGGUUAAGGCUUUGCGUAGUAAACUCACCAAGGUCAAGGCGAAACAGGAAGCGGCACGCAAAGAAAAAGCGGCAUUGAAGGAGAUCAUGAAGAAGAAUCAUGUCGUACUCAAAGAAGAAAAGAAAAAGUUCAAGAAACUGGAAAAGGAAGUACACAAAAUGGCUUCAUCCAUGAAAGAAGACAUGGAUCUUGACGAUGACGAAGAAAAGGAUGAGGCCGAAGAGAAUGAAGAAAGCGAAGAAGAAUCCGAAGACGAGACCGAGGAAGAAUCUGAGGAAUCCGAGUCGGAGGAAAGUGAAAAUGAAACAGAAAGUGAAUCAGAAGCAGAGGAUGCCACCAACCAGGCCAAGAAGGACAAUUUGGAACCGCGUCUCAAGAAACACGAAAGCCGUUUGAAUGCCAUGAAGAAAUGUAAUGUUCUGUUGCAGGCCAACGUUGAUAAUCUACAAGAUGAAAUCCAUCAAGUCCGUUCCAAGGCAUCCAAUUUACAAAGCGAACUGGAUGCUGUUUUAGCCGAUUUAGGUUUUUAAAUGUCCUCCCCACUCCACCACAAGAAACACCACACGUUCACACAACACACACAGUUACACGCUAUAUAAUAAUAAAUUAUAAUACAAUACACACAAUAUCCUUAACAACAAAUUGAAUUGUUUUUUAAUAAUAAAAAAUAAAAUACAUUUUAAGAAUUUAAUUCUUACCUUGUCUCUGAA